Pectinophora gossypiella (pink bollworm) is the source of this 571-nucleotide messenger RNA. It is a transcript of the gene LSm7, whose product is annotated as U6 snRNA-associated Sm-like protein LSm7. Gene Ontology annotation, molecular function: RNA binding. The transcript is spliced from 3 exons. The coding region runs from base 127 to 483 and encodes 118 amino acids. The record is from RefSeq and is a predicted model, not a curated record. Gene Ontology annotation, cellular component: U2-type prespliceosome; spliceosomal tri-snRNP complex; catalytic step 2 spliceosome. Gene Ontology annotation, biological process: mRNA splicing, via spliceosome; nuclear-transcribed mRNA catabolic process. NCBI's taxonomy places the organism in Eukaryota, Metazoa, Arthropoda, Insecta, Lepidoptera, Gelechiidae.
UGACAUGCCUUAAUCUACUACUGAGCCAAAUUCUGAACGGACUCAAAGCUGUCAAAUCGGAUAACUGGAUAACCUCAAAUUGUGGACGCCGUAUUUGUUUUUGUUCUAGCGUAAAUAAAGUUUACGAUGGCCACUAAAGAAGGAGGGGACAAAAAUAAGUCCAGCCAAGGCGCGGGAGAUAGCAAAGAAAAACGAAGGAAGGAAUCUAUUCUAGACCUUAGCAAAUACCUGGAGAAGAGCAUUCGUGUGAAAUUCGCCGGCGGAAGGGAAGCAGCAGGCAUCUUAAAGGGCUACGAUCCUUUACUGAAUCUUGUACUGGAUAACACUACAGAGUACUUGAGAGAUCCAGAUGACCCCUACAAGUUACUAGAGGACACAAGAGCUUUAGGUCUAGUAGUGUGCCGAGGAACCUCAGUCGUGCUCAUCUGCCCAAUGGAUGGUAUGGAAGCCAUCCCCAACCCUUUCAUCACCCAGGAAGGCUAGUGUCGUGUGAUCAUGUGAUGACUUUGUUAAAAUUACCUACAUUCUUACAAAAUAAGUGUAUAUUAAGUAAAUACUAAGAAUAAGCAGA